UCGCUAACGACGCACACGGAGCGAAUCGCGUCUGGAUACGGGUCCAUUUCUAGCGGUGAUCGAGCUUCCAGGUCCAGUUGAGAAGGUGGAACUAAUGCAGCCGCGCUCCUCGGGGAGUUUCUGACAGAGCCGUUUGUGGGUGAAAUCAUUAGAAAUAACUUUCGCCGCGGGGACGCGCUGAUUCACAUCCCCGCGCCGGCCGAGGUUUAUUGGAAAUUUCGGAAGUGGGUGAUGUCAGGAGUCCGUCUCGCACACUUGACAGGCGAGCAAAUUCAAUUGGACUGACUCCGCCUCGCUCAUGCGGGACUUGGUCCGCGGACUCCCCACACCAGUCUGUCUGACGCAGCCUGCUGGUCUCUCCUCCCACGGUCACUCAGCCACCAGUGGAUCCAGCCAGGGCUGUUCACCCGCUGCGGAGUGCGUGUGGCGGCAGAGCAACAUGUCCCCAGAGUGGAGACGGGAAAGACGCACCGGGGACUCGACGUGGACCGUGUUUGGACGGGUCCGAGAGGUGUGGGUCUGCUGCUGGAUUCUGCUGAUGGCCAUGCCCGGUGCUGACGCUCAAGUGGAGGACGUCCCGCCUUACUUCAACAUGGAGCCUCCUCAGACUCAGGUUCAUCUGGAGAGAAACCGCCUGGUCCUUACCUGCAUGGCGGAGGGCAGCUGGCCUCUGGAAUUCAAAUGGAUCUACAACGGAACUGAGCUCACUCGCUUCUCCCUGGAAUACAGGUACCUCAUCCCCACACUGGACCGAUCCCAUGCCGGUCACUAUCGCUGCAUCGUCAGAAACCGAGUGGGCGCCAUCAUGCAGUGCAGCACCGAGGUUCAGGUCGCAUACAUGAGUGGUUUCGUGGAAGGGGAGCGCUCUCAAACAGUGUCUCAAGGCGAGGGCGCUCUCAUCCCGGCCCCCCGCAUCCUCAGCUUCCCAAAGCCACAGAUCACCUGGUUCAGAGACGGGCGAAAGAUUCCUUCCAGCAGCCGCAUCGCCAUCACCUUGGAUUACACCCUAGUCAUCCUGUCCACCGUGGCGCCGGACGCUGGACGCUACUACGCGCAGGCUGUUAAUGAUAAGAACGGAGAGAACAAGACCAGCCAGCCGGUGAUACUCACAGUGGAGAACGUCGGAGGACCCGCAGACCCCGUCGCCCCAUCGAUUAUCGUUUCACCGAAAAACACCAGUGUAACUGUGGGCAGAAACGAGGCCGUGAUGGAGUGUGUCGCCAACGCGAGGCCGCUCGUGAAAAUGAGUAUCACAUGGAGGAAAGAUGGAGUUGUUGUCAACACGGGAAUCCGGGAUUUCGGCCGCAGAUUGGUGAUCAGCUUGCCAGCAGUCAGCGACAGUGGUUACUAUGAGUGUGAGGCGUCGCUGCGCAGCAGCAGCGUCCCCUCGGUCACCGCGGGCGCCUUCCUUCAUGUCCUGGAGCAUCCCGUGUUUGUAAAAGAGCCACCAAGUCACAUCACUGCAGAGAUGGAGAAGGUGGUGGACAUCCCCUGUCAGGCACGAGGAACGCCGCAGCCAGACAUCGUGUGGUAUAAAGACGCGGUGCCCAUCAGCCCGGUGAAAAUCCCCCGCUACAAAGUUUUGGUGGGAGGCAGCCUCCAGAUCAACGGUCUCCUGCCAGACGACACCGGGAUGUUCCAGUGCUUUGCCCGAAAUCUCGCCGGAGAGAUCCAGACAAACACCUACCUGGCUGUUACCAGUAUCGCUCCUAAUAUCACCGCCGGCCCCACUGACAGCGCAGUAAUUGACGGCAUGUCAGUCAUCCUUCACUGCGAGACCUCAGGAGCCCCCAGGCCAGCCAUCACCUGGCAGAAAGGUGAGCGUGUUCUGGCCAGCGGUUCUGUCCAGCAGCCCAGAUUCACCCUGCUGGAGUCCGGCAGCCUGCUGAUCAGCCCCUCCCACCUGUCUGACGCCGGCACCUACACGUGCAUGGCCAGCAACUCCCGCGGCAUCGACGAGGCCUCGGCCGACCUGGUCGUCUGGGCUCGCACACGCAUCACCAAGCCGCCACAAGACCAGAGCGUCAUCAAAGGGACUAAGGCGGUCAUGACAUGCGGCGUGACUCACGACCCCAGCGUCACCAUCAGGCACGUGUGGGAGAAGAGCGGCUCCCUGAUAGACGUGAACGCGUCACCGCGCCUCAGGCAGGAUCCCGACGGGACCCUGCACAUCUCCCAGACCUGGUCCGGCGAUAUCGGGACAUACACCUGCAGGGUGACCUCCGUGGGUGGCAACGACUCCCGCAGCGCCCACUUACGAGUCAGGCAGCUUCCUCAUGCCCCUGAGAACCCUGUGGCUCUCUUGAGCGCCGCAGAGAAAAGGGCCAUUAACCUGACGUGGGCCCAGGCCUUCGAUGGAAACAGCCCGCUGAUCCGCUACAUCAUGGAGGUGUCGGAGAACAACGCUCCGUGGACGGUGCUGCUGGCGAACAUUGAACCCGAAUCCACGGGCGUAACCGUCAGUGGCCUCAUCCCGGCACGCUCCUAUCAGUUCCGCCUUUGUGCUGUCAACGAUGUUGGAAGAGGACAGUUCAGCAAAGAGACUGACCGACUUACGCUCCCCGAAGAGCCGCCCAGCGCCCCGCCUCAGACAGUGAUCGCAAGCGGUCGCACCAACCAGUCCAUCAUGAUCCAAUGGCAGCAGCCUCCGGAGAGCCAUCAGAACGGCCCACUCCAGGGCUACAUCAUCAGGUACUGUCUCUCUGGGCUUCCAGUGGACUGUCAAAUGAAAAACAUCACCAACCCUGACCAAACAAGUUUGAUCCUCGAGGACCUCAUCAUCUGGACAAACUAUGAGAUUGAAGUGGCGGCGUAUAACGGCGCGGGCAGGGGUGUCUACAGCCGCAAGGUGACGGAGUGGACACUGCAAGGAGUACCAACAGUGCCGCCUGGAAAUGUGAAAGCUGAACCUGUCAACUCCACCACAGUGCGCUACACAUGGAGCGCCCCCAGCCCCCAGUUCAUCAAUGGCAUCAACCAGGGGUACAAGCUGCUGGCGUGGGAGCCCACUCAUGCAAGUGAAGUCACCACCGUCAUGGUGCGGCCCAACUUCCAGGACAGCGUUCACGUGGGCUACAUCUCCGGCCUGAAAAAGUUCACCGACUACUACACGUCGGUGUUGUGCUUCACCACCCCCGGAGACGGGCCGCGCAGCCCGCCCCAGCGUUUACGCACCCAUGAGGACACCCCCGGUGCGGUGGGACACCUCAGUUUCACUGACAUCUUGGACACCUCGCUGAAAGUCAGCUGGAAGGAGCCGCAGGAGAAAAACGGUCUUCUGACAGGCUACCGUAUUUCAUGGGAGGAAUUUAACAGGACCAAUACUCGGGUGACCCAUUAUUUGCCCAACUUGACCCAGGAGUACAAGGUGACGGGGCUCACCGCGCUCACAACUUACACCAUACAGGUGGCGGCCAUGACAUCGAAAGGCCAGGGUCAACUCUCGUCCUCCACCAUCUCCUCCGGGGUCCCACCAGAGCUGCCGGGUCCACCGACCAAUUUAGCCAUCUCCAACAUCGGCCCGCGCUCGGUUAAUCUGCAGUUCAAACCUGGUUACGACGGCAAGACUUCCAUUUCCCGGUGGCUGGUGGAAGCUCAGAUCGGUAUAAUAGGUGAAAAUGAAGAGUGGCUGACGGUUCAUCAGCUGGCUAAUGAACCAGACGUGAGAUCAAUCGAGGUUCUGGACCUGAAUCCCUACACUUUUUACAGGUUGCGAAUGCGGCAGGUAAAUAUAGUUGGCACCAGUCCACCCAGUCAGCCUUCGAGGAAGAUCCAGACCCUGCAGGCGCCUCCAGACAUCUCCCCUGCCAACGUGACGCUGCGUACGGCCAGUGAGACCAGUCUGUGGCUCCGCUGGGUGCCUCUGCCGGAGUGGGAGUACAACGGGAAUCCAGAUCUGGUGGGCUAUCGGAUCCAGUACUCCAAAGCCGGCUCCAAAGGAGGAGUGCUUUCACAUGUAAUCAUGGACCGCCUGGAGAGAGAAUUCACCAUCGAGGACCUGGAGGAGUGGACCGCCUAUGAGGUCAGAGUUCAGGCCAUCAACGGGAUUGGCUCUGGGCCUUGGAGCCAGCCGGUCCACGGCAGGACCAGAGAGUCUGUGCCCUCCAGCGGGCCCACCAACGUCUCAGCCUUUGCUACCACAUCCAGCAGGAUCCUUGUUCGAUGGGCUGAAGUCCCAGAGGCUGACCGCAAUGGACUGAUCCUGGGAUACAAGGUUGUUUAUAAAGAGAAGGACGCAGAUGCCACUCCAAACUUCUGGACAGUCGAAGGCAACACCAGUCACAGCGUCCUGCUCAGCGGUCUGGGCAAAUACGUCCUCUAUGAGAUCCGGGUCUUGGCUUUCACACGUAUCGGAGACGGAAGAGGAAGCAAGCCAGCCAUCUUGGAAAGAACCCUGGAUGAUGUACCGGGUCCUCCAGUUGGAAUUCUGUUCCCUGAGGUUCGAACUACCUCUGUCAGGUUGAUUUGGCAGCCGCCCGCGCAGCCCAAUGGCAUCAUCUUGGCCUAUCAGAUCACGUUCAGGAAGAACUCGUCGACCGGCAACGCCGCCACCGUUGACGUGCUGAGCCCCAGCGCUCGCCAGUACACGGCAACCGGACUGAAGCCAGAGACGGUUUAUGUCUUCCGCCUCACGGCUCAGACGAGGAAGGGGUGGGGGGAAGCGGCCGAGGCGCUGGUCGUCACCACAGAAAAGCGAGCGCGACCGCAGCCCACCAGUCGCCCCGUGGUGCCUCAAGAGGAAGUCCAGGCUCGGCGAGUGCUGUUGUCAUGGGAACCAGGCAGCGACGGCCUGUCGCCCGUGCGUUACUACACGGUCCAGUACCGAGAGCUCCCAGACAGCAACUGGACCGUCCACUCCGCGUCCGUCCGCCACGAAACACACUCCUACACAGUGGACAGAUUAAAGCCCUUUACUUCCUACCAGUUCCGCGUGAAAGCCACUAAUGACAUCGGCGACAGCGAGUACAGUCAGCAGAGUGAAGCCAUCACGACUCUGCAGGACGCUCCGGACAAAGCCCCGACAAUUCUCUCUGUGACACCGCACACUACUACAUCUGUGCUGGUCCGCUGGCAGCCUCCGUCUGAAGAGCACAUCAAUGGUGUCCUGCUAGGGUUCCGGGUCCGAUACCGGGAGUUGAACUACGACCGCGUUCGCAGUUUCAGCGUCCGCACAGUGAACAGUCCCUCCAACAACUGGGCGGACCUCACAGCUCCGUACAGCGUCAGGAACUUGAGCGAGUCCUCACUCACCCAAUAUGAACUGGACAACCUGAGUAAACACAAGCGCUAUGAGAUCCGGCUCAGUGUGUACAAUGCGGUGGGAGAAGGUCCCAGUAGUGCACCACAGGAAGUGUUUGUGGGAGAAGCAGUGCCAACGGCUCCACCUCAGAAUGUGGCGGUUCAGUCCUCCACGGCGACGCAGCUGGACGUCACGUGGGAUCCUCCACCUCUGGACGCGCAGAAUGGAGACAUCCAAGGCUACAAGAUCUAUUUCUGGGAAUUUCAGCUGCAGAAUGAGACCGAGCGACUGCGGACGCUCUUCCUGCCGGAGCUGGGGGUGAAGCUGAAAAACCUCACCGGUUACACCACCUACAUGAUCAGCGUGGCUGCCUUCAAUGCUGCUGGGGACGGACCCCGAUCCCUGCCCACCAGAGGGCGCACUCAGCAAGCAGCUCCCAGUGCUCCCAGCUUCAUCCACUUCAGCGAGCUGACCACGACUUCAGUCAACGUGUCCUGGGGAGAGCCCAAGCAAGCCAACGGCAUCAUCGAGGGAUACCGCCUGGUUUAUGAGCCCUGCACUCCCGUCGAUGACUCCUCUCCUCGCACUCCAGGUGUCAGUAAGAUAGUGACAGUAGAUGUGAAAGGCAGCGCCCCCUUGUGGAUGAAGAUCAAAGACUUGGCGGACGGCGUCACCUAUAAUUUCCGCAUUCGGGCCAGAACCCUCACGUACGGGCCCGAGGUGGAGGCUAACAUCACCACUGGUCCUGGAGAAGGAGCCCCAGGCCCACCUGGAGAGCCCUUCAUCUCUCGCUAUGGCGGUGCUCUAACGCUGCACUGGACCAGCGGUGACCAGGGCCGCGCACCCAUCACCAGAUAUGUCAUCGAAGCCAGACCGUCAGAUGAAGGCCUGUGGGACAUCCUCAUCAAAGACAUCCCGAAAGAAGUGACAUCCUAUACGCUCAACCUCGACAUGCUGCGAGAAGGGGUCACCUACGAUUUCCGAGUAAUUGCGGUCAACGACUAUGGCUACGGCUCUCCCAGCGCCCCCUCGCCCUCCAUCUCAGCCCAGAAAGUGUCGCCCUUUUACGAAGAAUGGUGGUUCCUGGUGGUGAUCGCCCUCGUGGGUCUCAUCUUCAUCCUGCUCCUGGUUUUUAUCCUCAUCAUCCGAGGUCAGAGUAAAAAAUACACCAAAAAAGCAGACUCAGGCUCCCACUCCAACUGCACAUCGCUGCCUCUGACCCACGGGGAGAUGGUGCGUCUGGACGAAGGACGCUUCCCGUCACUGGAACUCAACAACAGACGCCUCUCCGUGAAGAACUCCUUCUGCCGCAAGAACGGCAUCUACACGCGCUCUCCACCAAGACCCAGUCCUGGAAGUCUGCACUACUCAGAUGAGGAUAUCAGCACAAAGUAUAAUGACCUGAUACCAGCAGAGAGCAGCAGCCUGACGGAAAAACCCUCGGAGAUAUCCGACUCGCAGGAACAGCGGAGAGCCAAUCUGGAACCAAUCCGAGCUUGGACAGGUUGCCAGUCCACCACAGGGCUGACACUGAAUGACAGUCAGCCGUUCACACACACAUUCACGCCAGUGGAAAAUGGCAGCGACAGCGAGUACGAGGUGGACCAGAGCCGACCCAAGACGCACUCCUUCGUCAGCCACUACAUCAGCGACCCCACCUAUUACAACUCCUGGCGGCGGCAGCAGAAGGGGGUCAGCCGUCCUCCAGCCUACGGUUACUCCCAGCCCGAGCCGCUGGUGGAGCAGGAGUCGAGGCCGCACCCGCCACCCGUGCCCCCUUUGCCUCCGCUUCCUCCCCUCCACCCCCAGAGUGCCGCGUCCCCACAGCCGCAGGGCCAGGGCACUCUCUUCAGGCCCAAGGGAAGCCGGACUCCCACCCCAUCUCUGCUGGCCUCUGAACCCCCAAGCCAGCACGGCACCCUGUACAGACCCCCCAGCAGCCUGGGCUGUGCCGCUCAGGCACCUACCGCUGGCUUCUCCUCUUUCGUUUGACACACACCUCCCCUGCCAGUAACAAAGGAACCCUUUUGAUUUCUGUUGUUUCCUUGCUACUUUGCUUUUGCCAUUUUUUUCUGUCACACUGACAGUUUUUUUUUUUCAAUAUUUAGCGAUGGAGGCGUCUUCAUUACAGCUUAUUAGCGUGUGCGUGUGUACGGCUGUGUGCGGUGCGUAUGACUGGAUAAUCAAUGUGAUCUGUAUUUUACUGAAAAGACAAUCAUUUGGACUUUAAAACGCAUUGCUUGAAUACAUAUUAUUUGGUGGAAUAAGUACGCAAACAAGGGACAACGAGAAAAAAAAGACAACCUUGUUCUCUUUCUUUAGAGCUUUAUGAAAGUCUCGUCCGACCCACCAAGAGAGCGGACCACUUUAAACUGUUCAGACUGAUGGUGGAUGAUGGGAAAAAGCCUCUCUGGUGGAAUAAUGUCACGUCGGAAAAAAAGACAAAUAGAGAGAAAUGGACUCUGACCCAGAGCGAGGCACCCGCGGUCACUGUGGCCCCUCAACUGCCUUCCACUUUCUCACUCUGCUUAUUCAUCGUUGGGACUGCAUCAUGUGUUUACUGUACGUACUUGUCGCAUAUUGUUUACCAGAUAUUUAUACCAAUCAGCUUGAAAGUCUCCAGAAGAUCACUGCUGACGGACGUUAUCAACCACUUAAAAAGCAUUGUGCCACUUUUGAUAGUCGUUUGGGGAAUGUGUUGACUGUGUGCGGUACGCUAGAACUAUCUGAAAGUGCAUCCGUUUUGUGCAUUCUGUAACACACAACACAACAAAAGCACAACUAUAGCUACUGUUGCAUCACUUUAUUCGCGGAAGAAACCUGUCAACAACCAGGCUGCUGUCGGAUUUAAAAAAAAAAUGUAAAGUGAAAAAUGACGUGUUUCAAAUUGUGCAGGUUGCAUCACAAAAAACUGUUUACAUGUGUUCAACACAACGAACUGCAGUGAAACUGUACAAUGAUAUCAUGACAUGUGGAUGCUGAUGAGGCAUAGAGAUGUUUUCUACACUUUGGAUCAUGACGUUUCUUUACGAGGAGCUGAGAUGGGACGACGACGACGUCCUGUAGCAUCCCUGCUGUACAGACACAUUUGUCAACUCUUCAAUGUGAUCAUCACUGUGUACAUGACGAAGAAAAUUAUGGAUCUACUCAUGAUAGCGCUCUUGAAUAAAUUAUUCUAUUUUGUAAUGCGUUUGCUUGACUGGUUACAUCACUGUCGCACCAAAAAAACCUUAAAUUUUAAAUUCAAUUUUCUGGCAAUAAUGAGUGAAGGAAUGGAUUAGUCAGUUUUGGUGGUUUUCUGAAGUUCUAUGGGGAUUUAGCAGGGUUUUAGCUGAAUGCUAAUGCUAGUCAAACACACAGAACUACCUACAAAUUGGUGGAAUUUCACUAAAUAUAACAAAGCAUAUUAAACUUUCAUGUGCUUGCAGUGGCAAAAUGUGCUGGAUAAGAUCACUGGAGUCUGGAAUACUGCCUUGAGAAUGUUGCUGGCUGCCUAUGCGCCUUUCCCACCGUGUUCCAUCAAGUCAGGGAAGUUGCUUGAUUUCAUUCUUGAGUUGUUUUACUGACUUGUUUGUUGUGUUUUUAUAAAGUCAUGUGAAAUCAGCUCCUUUGUGGAGGUUUGUCACCAUGG
Synchiropus splendidus (mandarinfish) is the source of this 8870-nucleotide messenger RNA. RefSeq names its product sidekick cell adhesion molecule 2a (gene sdk2a). NCBI's taxonomy places the organism in Eukaryota, Metazoa, Chordata, Actinopteri, Syngnathiformes, Callionymidae. The coding region runs from base 299 to 7231 and encodes 2310 amino acids. The record is from RefSeq and is a predicted model, not a curated record. The transcript is spliced from 46 exons. Gene Ontology annotation, molecular function: protein binding.